GAUCUUGAACUCCUGAUCCUCCUGCCUCCACCCCUCCACUCCCUGAGUGUUGAGAUUAUCUGCUUGCGCCAGCACGCCUGGUUUUAUGCGCUACUGGGUAUUGAUCCCAUGCUAGGUAAGCGCUUUACCCUGUAUUUAAGGUCUUGGAAACAGUGGCUCGCUUAGAAUUCAGCCAUCGCCAGGGGGAAACCUUACGCAGCCUUUAGUCAUAAACCUGUCGCUUGUAAAGUUUUCCCACUACCUUUUCCUAGGGAAGCUAACGCAGUGGGUGGGAUUAAGUGGCCUCCACCUGGAGGAUAAACCGUAUCUGCACAAUGAUUCCUGAAUCUGGUGUCCAGCGUGAUCUGGAGGAGAGUUUCUCCAUAGAACAGAGCGGGUCAGGCACGUAACAGCCAUUUCUCAGUUACCUAUCUCUCUUCUGGGAUGCAGCGCUUAAGCGGCUGCCCGGAAAGGGGCGCCGGAAAGCAUCACUAUUAGAACAGGAUAAGCGGACCAAGGUGCAGACCACUAACUCAAACCCCCUCCCACGUGUCCCGGGCGGGGGAGGCACGCGAUCUGAAACUCCACCGCCAGGCGGGGCGCUCCUGAGGCUCCGCCCUCGGAGCCUGGGUUGCCUGCUCCCCGGCUGCAUCUCUGCGCGUCGGGCGAUGUAUCUCCGAAGGGCUGUGUCUAAGACUCUGGCGCUGCCCCGGAGGGCGCCCUCCGGACCUGUGCCACUGGGAAAAGACGCAUCUCUUCGCCGAAUGUCAUCCAGAAAAUUCCCUGGAACGUCUGGGUCCAAUAUGAUUUAUUACCUGGUUGUAGGUGUGACCGUCAGUGCUGGUGGAUAUUACACUUACAAGGCUGUCACAUCAAAGCAAGCCAGACAUACAGAACACAUCAGGAACGUGAAAGAACAAACCAAGGCAGAAUCACAGCCACUUCCAGGCGAAAAGGAGCAUGUGGCAGAAGCUGGGGCCGGAGAAAUUUCUGUAAAGGAAACGGAAUUGGUGCAUGCUGAGGAAGUGCCCAAGGCUGCAGCAGGGCCUCCAGAAGGGUCUCCGACCUUCCCGGUCCCUGCAGAGGCUGCCCUAGAGGAGAUACCCACACCGAGGGAGGAGCCUGAGCUGAAGACCACCGAGGGAGUCCCUGAACCCACCGCGGAGGUGGAGAACAUGGCUCUUGAAUCCACAACAGAGGUGGAGAGCGCGGCUCCUGAACCCACUGCGGAGGUGCAGAGCGCGGCUCCUGAAUCCUCUGCAGAGGUGCCGAGCGCAGCUCCUGAAUCCACGGAAGAGGUGGAGAGCGCGGCUCCUGAAUCCCCAGCAGAGGUGCAGAGCGCAGCUCCUGAAUCCACAGAAGAGGUCGAGAGCGCGGCUCCUGAAUCCCCAGCAGAGGUGCAGAGCGCAGCUCCUGAAUCCACGGAAGAGGUGGAGAGCGCAGCUGCGGACCAGGCGGAUGGGGCUCGUACCAGCGAGGAGGGUGAGGGUACUGCUGGGAACCAGAGCUGCCUGGAGAGUCCUGAACUAGAAGAAAGCCCCCCCUUAGGCUCAGAGCCCUCUGCCCAGCAGGAUUCACCAGAAGAAACCACCGAGGUCACCGCAGAAGGCGCCUCACCCCAAGGCUGAUCCGCAAAACUCCAGAGUUGCUUUUGUAUUUUUAGCAACCUUAGACCUUCUUUCUAGAAUUUAAUAUACCUUAAAGAAUUUGGCUUUCACUAAUAAAUGUUUGGAUUGGGAUUUGGUAUUUUACAUGUCUUAAUAGUUUUCUACCCUCUAAGAUCAGGCUGUGUAAAGAGCUUAAACAGUAUUAACUUUGGAUUUAAAUUUUACGUUUUAGAAAUUAAGGUAUCCAUGCAGCCUGUAGUCCCUUUGAUUUUUACUCUACCUUUCUCUUUAUUAUAUGUAAGACCGGAUUAUUGAGUUUGAUAUGAACUCAUUUAAAUAAAAUUAGAAAAUCUUAA
This is a messenger RNA of Myodes glareolus (Bank vole), 1942 nucleotides long. NCBI's taxonomy places the organism in Eukaryota, Metazoa, Chordata, Mammalia, Rodentia, Cricetidae. The record is from RefSeq and is a predicted model, not a curated record.